This is a messenger RNA of Dalotia coriaria, 1773 nucleotides long. Its product is annotated as dnaJ protein homolog 1. Gene Ontology annotation, molecular function: protein-folding chaperone binding. Lineage: Eukaryota; Metazoa; Arthropoda; Insecta; Coleoptera; Staphylinidae. Gene Ontology annotation, cellular component: cytosol. The transcript is spliced from 2 exons. The coding region runs from base 240 to 1283 and encodes 347 amino acids. The record is from RefSeq and is a predicted model, not a curated record.
GUCUCGUUUCGCAUUUGUUUCGAAUCCGAGCGGGCACGUACACGUCCGUCAUACGUACGACUCGAAUUUGACUUCGUGGACCAUAUACUCCUCCAACGAACUAGAUUUGCGUAACAGUUUGCAAGUGCAGCUGCAUCAGCAGUAGCACAAGAGUGUUGUGUUUGCUACCAGUGUAACUAACAAACCUCGUGUUGAAGUGUGAUAAGAACAAAUUCUCAACAAUCCAGUAACCAGUUACAAUGGGCAAGGACUACUAUAAAAUCCUAGGCAUAGCCAAAGGCGCAAGCGAUGAAGAAAUCAAGAAAGCUUACAGGAAGCUAGCAUUGAAGUACCAUCCUGAUAAGAAUAAAGAUCCCAGCGCCGAAGAACGUUUCAAAGAAGUAGCAGAAGCUUAUGAAGUGUUAUCUGAUAAGAAGAAGCGUGACAUCUACGAUGCCCACGGUGAAGAAGGUCUCAAGAGCGGAGGAACACGCGGCAGCGGUAUGGGCACCAAUGACUUCACCUACACAUUCCACGGUGAUCCACGCGCGACCUUCGCUCAAUUCUUCGGCGACUCCAGUCCCUUCAACAGCUUCAACCGCAUGUUCGGCGGGUUCGGAGACGAUGAAGAAAUGGACACGGAUCCAUUCUGGUUGAAUCUAGGCGGGAUGGGAAGCAUGCCACGACCGGGAGGCGGCGCAUUCCGUUCACACUCCUUCAACAUCCACAACAGCCCCAACAGAAGCAAGGACAAGAUGCAGGACUCACCAAUCGAGCAUGAUUUGUAUGUUUCCCUGGAGGAUGUGACCAAAGGAUGCACGAAAAAGAUGAAAAUCAGUCGGAAAGUUCUGCAGGCAGAUGGCACACUCAAAAAGGAAGAUAAAGUGCUGACGAUCAACGUGAAACCCGGCUGGAAAGCGGGCACCAAAGUCACAUUCCAGCGGGAAGGUGAUCAGGGCCGAAAUAAGAUACCCGCGGACAUUGUAUUCAUCAUCCGGGACAAACCGCACGCGCUGUUUAAGCGCGAAGGCAGCGAUAUUAGAUACACGGCCAAAGUGUCUUUAAAACAGGCGUUGUGCGGCUGCACGGUGGAAGUACCAACGAUGACAUCGAAGUCCAUCCCGUUGCACUUUACCAACGAGGUGAUCAAGCCGAAUACAGUUCGACGCAUCCAAGGUUACGGUUUACCACUGCCGAAGGAACCAUCACGCAAGGGCGAUCUCAUCAUCAACUUCGAGAUCAAGUUCCCCGACCAUCUGUCGCAAUCGGCGAAGGAUAUCCUCUACGACACGCUGCCGAAUUGAAUCCGGGCGUGUGGUGGUGUGGUGUGCAAAUUGAUCGCGCAACUCUCCUCCGAGUUCGACGCCGCAUAAAAAUAAUUUACACGUGUAUGUACGUUCUAGUACAAACUUGAGUGCAGCGUGGCGAGAGGAGUCGUUGGUGCUUCAUAACUUAAUUAAUUCGAACGGCGUCGAUAACACUAUGAUUAAAGACUGCGAUUAAUUCAGACAAACGCGCUUAGGGAAUUGGCGGAGACGCAAAAAUCAAUAACUUGUUGACAAACUGAAUUCAUAUAUAUAUAUUUAUUUACUUAUUGUUUUAAUGUAUAUAUACUUUAAUAAGAUACUUUGUGAUGUGAUAGAAGCGGGCGACUUAGAUAGCGUAUUUUCAUGUACAUACAUUCAUGAUUCGAGGUUAACACAACUGGAAAAACCAAUACAUAUUGUUGCUGGAAACAACCGCACAUGAUGACAAUUUGUAAUUGUGUAUGUUAAUAAACGAUUUAUUUUCAAA